Messenger RNA from Morchella sextelata, 930 nucleotides. RefSeq lists its product as uncharacterized. Lineage: Eukaryota; Fungi; Ascomycota; Pezizomycetes; Pezizales; Morchellaceae. The record is from RefSeq and is a predicted model, not a curated record. The coding region runs from base 1 to 930 and encodes 309 amino acids. The transcript has 3 exons.
AUGGAUUUUGACGAAAGCUUUUACGCCCCCGGCCCCGAGGGCCGCGAUGUCUGCAUCUCAACAUUCCACGGCUCUGCCCUCUACCUGCACUCGCGGGUAUUGAUCAUGUUCUCUCCCUGGUUCGCCGCCAGCAUGUCUACGCUGUGGUGGAAAGAUAAAGACCCACCACCGAAUUGGAAGUUCCGCUACACCUACCUGCUCGACGUCGACAACGACGACAUCUCCACCCUUCUCCCAGCCCGCCAGGGGAGAGAAGGAAACAUCCCAAGAGCUCAAGAUCUAGGAGCACCUGAUCCACAGCCUACGAACUUCCACCACCUCUAUACCCAGCUCUUCAGCGCCCUCUACCGCCUCCCCCUCACCAUCCCCGACCACCAUUACCUCUCCGCCCUCAUCGACCUCGCCGACCAAUACCAGUGCCUCCCCGCCGUCGCCGACUCCAUCCGCUCCACCCUCUUCGAGCGCCCCACGCUCGACCGCGAGAUCCACGACGCCCCCGCCCGUUUCCUCGCUAUCGGCUAUAAACUGCGCUCCGCGCGCAUCUUCCGCGAAGCAUUCAUCCACAGUGUCGGGCUGCGCACCGUCGCCGACGCCCCCACCACGCAGAUCUCGGCAAUGAUCACCAUGGAGGUGUGUCGGCUCGAGCAGCUGGUUGCUGCUGCGAUGCGUCAAUUCCUCGGCUUAUCUGGGUUCGGCGAGUAUACGAGGAGUGUGAGGGCCUUGGUGAGGCGCGAGCUGGGGAGGUGCUUUGAUCAGUAUCCCGAGGUGGGCAAGGAGGGGAAGCUGUUUAGGAUGAUUGUGGAGAACCCGUUUAACGCGGAGGAGCACGCGGAGGAGACGGUGCAGUAUCAGGCGAGGGGGCUGGUGACGAAGGAGAUGGAUUAUUUGACGUGUGCGGAGCUGAAGGAUGAUGCGCUGCCGUGGCUGUAG